CAGCGCUCAGAUCCGCUCGAGCUCUCAUCGCAAAAGCUUCUCCUCCUCACCAAAGCACAUUGACAGCAACGAUGUACAAGUAGGCUACCCUCAAAAGCGCAGCCUCUCUACUGUAUUCCUCGGAAGAAUGGAUGCGGUGAGGAUGGAACAAGACAGAGCAGCUCUGUAGUAGCCUUCUGUGCAACAAUUUCAAUCCGGAUUUAGGGAAAUCCUCAACCAAUUACCAGUCCUUACCAGAGCAUUGUUGUAAUCUGCUUCUCAACACACACCGUCGUUCCAAUCAGGUUUCACAGGUCUAUUAUUCACCCUGCAGUGAGGACAGACACUCAGGACAGGACAGAGCUGAGUGGAAACGGAGGAGAUUGGAGCUGCCCUGAGCUGAUACAAGUGACACAUUUCAGCCUUGCUCUAUAGUUUUGUUUCCUCUAUGGUUGAAUUUGAAAGGACAUUCUUUGUUUUAUCUUCUACCUUCUACACAGCAGGAAAUGGUGCAUAUGACAACUGUAUAGAUACAGUAACCUAAUAAUAGUUUGGGGAUAUCACUUUUCGAAUGCCAGCUCCACCAUGAACAAAAAUGCAGGGCCGUACCAGCACAGCGGUGGCAGCUCGAGCAGCAACGGCGGGCGUGGUGCCGCGACCAUUCACUGUCUCCGCUGCCGGGAGGUCUGUAAGGGAGAGGUGGUGCGUGUGCAGAAUUUCCACUUCCACGUCAAGUGCUUCACCUGCCAAGUGUGUGGCUGUGACCUGGCUCAUUCAGGCUUCUUCCAGAAGGGAGGAGAGUACAUCUGUACAGAGGACUACCAGCGCCUCUAUGGCACCAAGUGUGACAGCUGUGGAGACUUCAUCACAGGGGAGGUGGUCUCAGCGCUGGGGCGCACCUACCACCCCAAGUGUUUCGUCUGCAGCAUGUGCAGAAAGCCUUUCCCUAUCGGAGAUAGGGUGACCUUCUGUGGGAAGAAGUGUGUCUGUCAGCAGUGCUCUCAUUCACUGGUCAGCAGCGAGCCAGUCAAGAUCCACGGACCCAGCCACUGUGCUGGCUGUAAGGAGGAGAUCAAACAUGGCCAGUCCCUCCUGGCCCUGGAGAAGCAGUGGCAUGUCAGCUGCUUCAAGUGUCAGACCUGUGGCACUGUGCUGACCGGGGAGUACAUCAGCAAGGAUGGUAUUCCAUACUGUGAGACUGACUACCACGCCCAGUUUGGCAUCCAGUGUGCAACGUGUAUCAGAUAUAUCAGUGGCAGGGUGCUGGAGGCAGGGGGAAAGCACUACCACCCCACCUGUGCCCGUUGUGCCCGCUGUCAGAUGAUGUUUACAGAAGGAGAGGAGAUGUACCUUACAGGUUCCGAGGUGUGGCAUCCAAUGUGUAAACAAGCAGCGCGGCUGGAGAAGAAACUCAGAUUAAGACGUACCUCUGAGGCCUCCAUAUCCCCCCCUGGCUCCAGCAUCGGCUCCCCGAGCCGCGUCAUCUGUGCCAAAGUGGAAAACGAGGUCCUAAAUUACAAAGACCUGGCCGCGCUGCCUAAGAUUAAAGCUAUUUAUGACGUGCAGCGGCCCGAUCUCAUUCCGUAUGAGUCUUAUCUCAGAUACUCCUCUGAUGACAGGCUAGAACGCUACAGCAAUGGGGAGUCUCUGGGAACUCUCUCUCCAUACUCUCAGGACAUUUAUGAGAGCGUGGAGCUGAGACAGAGGCGCUCGUCCAGCCCAGGUUUCAUAGACUCUCCCACCUACAGCCACCAGGGCAUGUCCCCCACCAUGUCCACCUCCCCACAGCACUGCUACCGCCCCGGCACUGAGAGUGGCAGGAGCUCUCCCAAUUACAGUCAGCUUGACACCAGGUCCACCAGGCACGCCACCUACCAAGCGCCCAAGCAUUUCCAUGUGCCAGCCACAGGCGAGCCCAACAUCUACAGGAAACCUCCCAUCUAUAAGAGACAUGAUGAUUCUGACUACUCAGCCACUAAGAGUAAAACCAGCGUGGACAUCCUCCAGACCUCCCAGUUUCCUGACUCCUACUCUCCUGACCACUACCACCAGCAGUCUAACUACUACCCCUACACUCCCUCUCCCAAAGCUACUCGUGCUCGGAGGUUUUCCUCAGGUGGAGAGGAGGAUGGAUGGAAUCAAAGUCUUAACAGACUCCAAGGUGGUAUAGGCCGUAUGAUUCUGAAGGAGGAGAUGAAAGCCAGGUCGGGUUCCUAUGACAAUGACCCAUGGGGCAGCGCCCGAAACUCCCGCACCAACUCCCGUAGCAACUCCCGCAGCGGCAGCAAAGAGGCCCUGCACAACGUGGGCUACAACAACACUGUCAACGGAUCUCCCACCAGAUCCCACUACAAUGCAGGCAGUGACUCCUUCGUCGCCAAGUCAUCCUCGUUGCCAGGGUACGGCAGGAACGGACUGCACAGACCCCAGAGUGCGGAUUAUUUCCAGUACGACAGCAGCAAUGCAGUGAACUGGGGAAUCAGAGAAUACAAGAUCUACCCAUAUGACGUGUUGGUGGUCACCAUAAGGGGGCGCAACCAGCCCCCCAAUGAUGUGGACAGAGCCAGACUAGAGCGCCACCUGUCUCCUGAGGAGUUCUACCGGGUGUUUAGGAUGACUAUGGCUGACUUUGACCGGCUGGCACUGUGGAAGAGAAACGAGCUGAAGAAACAAGUCAGGCUGUUCUGAAAGGACUGGAGUGUAGAAGCUCAGUGUAGCAGCCUGCUGGGCUUAACGUUAAAGACGCCCGAGUCCUCACUGAGAGACGUAAUAACCAGUCUGGAUAGUCCGCCACACUGGCCAGAGCCACAGCAGAACCAGAACUAGAACCAGCAUGGUUCUAGCCAUAGACAUAUAAUUCAUUCUAAUUCUCUGAUUCUAUGGUUCCAUCACAUGCUCUGGGCCAGAGCAACCCAUCCAGCCUGAGUCUAUACAUCAAUAAUAUCUCUCUGGAGAAAGUGGACUAACAUACUACUGCUCCUCCCAAGAUACGUCUGUCUGUGGAAACCUACAUCUGCAGAGAGGACUAGACCAGGCUAGUUCUGCUUAUGCUUUCAGUAUUAUGUGUUUGUUUUAUUAUUAUGAGUUUAACUAUAGUUUAUGGCUGUCGUGUCAUGAGUUUAUAGCAUCUUUGAACCCUCUUCUAGGUUGCAGGUUUGGAAAGCUCUGAGACAUUGCCUUAUGUUCAAGCAGGAAAGAGAACACCAGCAAACUGUCCAAACAGAACGUGCAACCAGAUUAACCCUGUCUUUCCUUUCUUUACUCUAAAAAUAUUGUUUCAUUCACAGCCUUUUUUUUAACAGUGAGACUAAAACGUUAUUUCUUUAUAGAGCGAGGGUUCACCUCGGAGUGAAAGGCUAGAUUGAUAUAUUGUGGUAGCGUACAGUUCAAUAAAAUGAGUGGACUAUAUUGUAUGUUUACAGAAAAGCCAAAGUAAUAUUAUUAUGUUAAGAAAUUAUUAUUUUAAUGAUUUAGUCAAAUUCAUAAACAGACUGAAUGCAUGUUUCCAGAAAUGUUUCCCAUGUGAGUAUACAGUUAAUUGGGAAAGUAUUCAAACCCCUUGACUUCUUCCGCAUUUUAUUACGUUACAACCUUA
Coregonus clupeaformis (lake whitefish) is the source of this 3574-nucleotide messenger RNA. RefSeq names its product actin-binding LIM protein 3. The coding region runs from base 565 to 2667 and encodes 700 amino acids. Gene Ontology annotation, cellular component: stress fiber; actin cytoskeleton. NCBI's taxonomy places the organism in Eukaryota, Metazoa, Chordata, Actinopteri, Salmoniformes, Salmonidae. The record is from RefSeq and is a predicted model, not a curated record. Gene Ontology annotation, molecular function: actin filament binding. Gene Ontology annotation, biological process: cilium assembly; cytoskeleton organization; lamellipodium assembly. The transcript is spliced from 23 exons.